Molecule: messenger RNA, 1890 nt
Organism: Stegastes partitus (bicolor damselfish)
Lineage: Eukaryota; Metazoa; Chordata; Actinopteri; Pomacentridae
Source: RefSeq, a predicted model, not a curated record
AUGCAGCCUUUGUCAAAUACAAUCUGGAGUGGGAGCCACAUCCGCUGGGGUCAGCCCUUCCGACUACGGCACCUGACCACCGGUCACUACCUGGCCCUGACCGAGGACCGGGGCCUGGUGCUCCAGGACCGGGAGAGAUCUGACACCGUGGCCACAGCCUUCUGCUUCAGAGCAUCCAAGGAGAAGCUGGAGCAGAGCCCCAAGCGGGACAUCGAGGGGAUGGGGGUGGCGGAGAUUAAAUACGGAGACUCGCUCUGCUUCAUCAUGCACGUGGCCACAGGUCUCUGGCUCUCCUACCAGGCGCCGGAUGUCAAAUCUGCUCGUCUGGGUCCCCUCAAGAGGAGAGCGUGCCUACACUCUGAAGGUCACAUGGAUGAUGGUUUGACCCUCCAGCGAUGUCAACACGAAGAGUCCCGUGCCGCACGAAUCAUCCGCAACACCACUCUACUCUUUAAUCGCUUCAUCAGAGACCUGGACUGUCUGGGUGUUAAGAAUAGGGCACUGGUCGCCCUGCCCGUCGAGGAGGUGCUCCAAACUCUCAAUGACCUCAUCACCUAUUUCCAGCUCCCUGAUGCCGAGCUGGAGCACGAAGAGAGGCAGAUAAAGCUGCGCUCCCUCAAGAACAGGCAGAAUCUCUUCAAACAAGAAGGGAUGCUGACUCUGGUGUCCAACUGCAUCGAUCGUCUAAACGUCUACAACAGCGCGGCCCACUUCGGGGAGUGCGCCGGGUCGGAGGCCGGAGCAGCCUGGAAAGACAUUCUCAACUUGCUGUAUGAACUGCUGGCGGCUUUAAUCCGAGGGAACCGGAACAACUGCACCCAGUUCUCCAACAACCUGGACUGGCUGGUGAGCAAGCUGGAGAGACUGGAGUCGUCUUCAGGCAUCCUGGAAGUUCUGCACUGCAUUUUAAUUGAGAGCCCCGAGGCACUCAAUAUCAUCCAGAGAGGACACAUUAAGUCCAUCAUAUCGCUGCUCUACAAGCAUGGACGCAACCACAAGAUUCUGGAUGUGCUCUGCUCGCUGUGUGUGUGUAAUGGCGUGGCGGUGCGAACCAAUCAGAACCUCAUCUGCGAUCACUUGCUGCCCAAGAGAGAUCUGCUGUUGCAGACGCAGCUGGUGAACGAUGUCCAGAGUAUGCGACCGAACAUCUUCCUGGGGGUGAGCGAGGGCUCGGCUCAGUACAAGAAGUGGUACUAUGAGCUGAUGAUCGACCAGGUGGACCACUUUGUGACCAGCGAGCCCUCCCACCUGAGGGUGGGCUGGGCCAACACCAAAGGAUACGCACCCUACCCUGGAGGAGGAGAGGGCUGGGGGGGCAACGGAGUCGGGGACGAUCUCUACUCGUACGGCUUCGACGGACUCCACCUCUGGUCAGGUCGUAUCCCACGGGCGGUUGCAUCCAUGAACCAGCACAUCCUGACCUCAGAGGAUGUGGUGAGCUGCUGUCUGGACCUGGGAGCGCCCAGCAUCUCUUUCAGGAUCAACGGACAGCCCGUCCAGGGCAUGUUCGAAAAUUUCAACACAGACGGGCUUUUCUUCCCCGUCGUCAGCUUCUCCGCGGGGGUCAAGGGGCGAUUCCUGUUGGGUGGUCGACAUGGCGACUUCAAGUUCCUGCCUCCGUCGAGUUACGCUCCGUGUUACGAGGCCCUGCUGCCCAAAGAGAAGAUGAAGGUGGAGCCGGUGAAGGAGUACAAGAGAGACGCAGACGGGGUCCGAGAUCUGCUGGGCACCACCCAGUUCAUGUCGCAGGCCUCCUUCAUCCCCGCGCCUGUGGAAACCAGCCAGAUUGUCAUGCCGCCUCAUUUGGAGAAGGUUCGGGACAAGCUGGCUGAGAACAUCCACGAACUGUGGGGCAUGAAUAAGAUUGAGCUGGGCUGGUCGUACGGCAAG